Molecule: messenger RNA, 3018 nt
Organism: Acipenser ruthenus (sterlet)
Lineage: Eukaryota; Metazoa; Chordata; Actinopteri; Acipenseriformes; Acipenseridae
Product: leucine-rich repeat-containing protein 3-like
Exons: 2
Coding region: 281-1075 (264 amino acids)
Cellular component (GO): extracellular matrix
Molecular function (GO): protein binding
Source: RefSeq, a predicted model, not a curated record
AGAGACUGGUCAAAGCAGCAACAAGUGAAGACUGAAGUGGAGAUCCCAGUACUUGCAUCGAGCUUUGCAGCAUUAAAGACCCAUGCUGUCUUGUCCAAAUGGUAAGAACAUCGAAUGAAGCUCUUUUAACUAAUGGGGUAACAAAACUGAAACUCCUGCACCCAGAAACUUCAAAUGCUGCACCAAGUCAUAUGAAAUCUCUCGUUAAUCACCGUCCUGUUAUUGUCUUAAACAUGACUACAUUCAGAAAUUAAGAGGAAGAAUACAAAUCUGGUCGGACAUGGUAAAUAAACCGAUGCCUGCUCUGUUUAGGAAACCCUUCAGAGUGGCUGGUUUAACACUCCACAGGGCUCUAAUUUUAAUGCUUGUGUUUGUAGAGCCUGUUUUAACCUGCCCCAAAAUCUGCCACUGCGCUGAGAAAAACGGCAUGACAGCUGUGCAUUGUGCCUCCCGUAACCUGGAAGAAAUCCCUACCGACCUGCCGGGAGAUACUGUGUCUUUGUUCUUGGACUCGAACAGAAUCACCAAAAUACCAAACAAUGCCUUCAAAGAUCUGGGCCAUCUCCAGGAGCUGGACUUGUCCAAGAACUCCAUCGAGAUCAUUGACAUCGGAGCCUUCAACGGCGUGGUCGAGGGCCUCCGCUUGCUGGACCUUUCCAACAACCACAUCCAGAGUGCGCCCAAGGAGGCCUUUUCCAAAAUCAAGGCGAAAAUCCGCCUCUCUAAUAACCCGUGGCACUGUGAGUGUGCCCUGCAGGAGGCCUUGCGGGAGCUGAAGCUAGAUCCGGAGACAGUCAAUGAGAUCAGCUGCCAGACCUCUGUCCAAGAGGAGUAUGCGGGCAAGCCUUUGAUCCAGGUUCUCGACUCUGGCAUUAACUUUUGCAAUUUUCACCACAAGACCACUGACGUGGCGAUGUUUGUCACCAUGUUUGGCUGGUUCACCAUGGUCAUCUCAUACGUGGUGUAUUACGUGAGGCAUAACCAGGAAGACGCCAGACGGCACCUGGAGUACUUGAAGUCUCUCCCAAGCACUCAACUUACAAAGGACUGUGAUACUAUUAACACUGUGCUGUAGCUCUAUUUUAUUGUAAUGGAAUUCAAAAAUGCAUUCCCUCAGUUUUUGUAGUGUAUGGCAGUUCUGAAAGAUCAGGAUAGUGAAAAUCUGUGUGUAACACCAAGAUACUAUACAUAUAUUUUAAUAUGUCAAUCCUAAAAUUCUAGGUGAUGCAAAACUUUUGGCCAUAGCUGUAUUUUAAAAAUCAAUAGCGAUAACAUUUGCAAUUUUUUUUAAUAUUAAAUCUAAUUCAGGAAUUAUUUUACCUGGCGGAUCUUUACGUUCAUUGUCAACAGACUAUGCUUUGACGCAGAUUAAUUUCAACCCUGUUUACAGCCUCUUCGCAUCCGUCUUUUUCUUGAGCUCAGUCUGUCAAUUUGCAGCCUUUCUGUUGUUUCCAGUGUUAAUGAAGGUGCUAAUGAAGCUGAUUGGUAACUGGCAUUUCUUGACUAAACUCGUUCUCAAGGAAAUCUAGGAUGAUAGGCUUGUGCCACUAUACUCAUGCUAUUGUAUUUGCUUCUCAUGGUGUUACAUACCAAAUUUCCCAAUUCUGUCAUUUAAUACUUUCACUACUAAGAUCAGACUUUUUUUUGUAUCAUAAUUGAUAUCAAAAAGCAUUUAGAACACUUACUCGUUAUUGUGUGAAUACAAGAAUAUUGCAGGAAUAAGAAGAGGAGAUCGCAACAGCAUGCUGUGAGUUUUAGCACCAUACAGUGUUUAGUGUGGUUUAAACUGUGAAUUCUGCUCUGAAGGAUUUGAUGCUCUGGCCAACAUGUUAUUACCGAAGCACGUUGUUUUCAAGUGGAGAAUAAACCACUGUACAUGUCUCACGUAAACAUUUGUAAAAUGUAUAAAACAUUUUAAAACAGUUUAUUGGAUAGCACCCAAAUGCAACCUGAAGCAUCUAUAAAAGUGUAUGAGUUUAGAACAGAUCAGCAACAAUUCAGGGCAGUUCUCAAUCCACCAUGUAAUGUGACAGUGUAAUGACAGGCAGACGGAUAUGAACCUAAAAAUAACCUGCCAGAUAAUUAUACUAACACAUUGAAAACAAUCUAGCAAACUAAUUCUGUGAUUUUUAAAAAAAAAUUUUUAUCAAUCACCCUGUAAUACAUAUCAAUCAAAUAAGGGCAGAGGACAAUUUUGAAGACAGAAAAAGAAGUCCAACUGCAAGUUUGUGAUAUAUAUCAAUUUUACUAUCACACAAAAAAAGAAUGUUUUAAUGCAACAGUAAUGCAAACAUAAAAACAUAUUUUUUGCUCUCAUGCUCAAACACGGGGCGUAGUUUAUAUCUAUGAUGUUGUAUUGAGACACACGUGUUUGGGUCUCUACAUGAAACCUAAGCAAAACCUGUAUCUUCACAUACAAAUCUUGCUUAGUUUAUUUGCGGGAUUAUAUGGUUCCCAUAAGUGAAAAUAAAUAUUUUUCAUGCAAUUGUGAAAAAAAUGAAUCCACCUGGUAAAACGAGCUUUCAUUAUGUAAUAUGAACUAGCAUGUGAUUACUGUUGUAAUCACAUGAUGGUUUAACAUGUUUUUUUUAAAGAGGGAAACAUUAAAUUAAUUUUUAGCUCUCAGGACCAAUAUGAAUUUAAGGAGUAACUUUGGUCUCGAUAUGUAAAAGCUGAAUUUCAUUUUUGAAAUAUGGCUAGUUUCUUAAAAUAUACUUCUGUUUGUUUUUUUCAAGUCUCACUGAAACCAAGAUGCCUAACUUUUGAAGGUACCUAUACUUACCAGUACUGUAAGCAACACCUGUGAAUGUUUAGCCUACAUGUUGCUGUAAUUAAAGUAUUCUUGUAUAUAUGUGUGUGUUUGUAUGCUCUACAAUUAUGGAAUUAUGUCAUGUAAAGUUUUAUGUAUUGUCUUAUUCACAAUUGCCACUUUUUGAAAUAUGUUUAUGCUUUUUUUUUUUUUAAUGAUUGCCUAGUUUUGCUUCCCAUAGUAUUCAUUUAGCAUUCUUUGAACUAUGG